Molecule: messenger RNA, 1368 nt
Organism: Paramecium pentaurelia
Lineage: Eukaryota; Ciliophora; Oligohymenophorea; Peniculida; Parameciidae
Source: the annotation of a GenBank genome assembly
AACAUAUGUAAAUAAAUAAAGUCUGUUGUUUUGGAGCAGGUUAUGUGGGAGGACCAACAAUGGCUGUGAUGGCCUCUAAAUGUCCAAAACAAACAUUCGUUGUUUAUGACAUAAAUGAAUAAUAAAUUAACAAAUGGAAUAACAAGCAAUAUCCAGUAUAUGAGAAAAAUUUAGAUGAAUAUAUAAAUUAAACAUUGGAUAACAAUUUAAUAUUCACAUGUGAUAUUGAUAUUGCUUUAAAGGAUUGUGACAUCGCCUUUUUAGCUGUCAAUACUCCAAGUAAAAAGUAUGGACUUGGAGCUGAAUCAUCAUUGGAUAUAUCAUACAUAGAUAGUUGUCUAUAAGAGAUUAAAAAAUACCCUUUAACUAAAAAGUUAAUAUUAGUAGAAAAAUCAACUGUUCCAAUUAAAACUUGUGAUUAUAUAAAUGCUGUUCUAAAGGAUAAGAAUAUUUGUGUUCUAUCUAAUCCUGAAUUCUUAGCUGAAGGCACUGCUAUCCAAGAUCUUCUUAAUCCAGACAGAGUCAUUAUUGGUGGGGCUAUUGAAUACGCUUAGUAAUUGGCAUCAUUGUAUGAAUAAUGGGUACCAAAGGAGAAAAUCAUAUUCACUAAUAUAUACUCAGCUGAAUUAAGUAAAAUUGUUGCAAAUUCUUUCCUUGCUCAAAGAGUUUCUUCAAUCAAUAGUAUAUCUAUAAUUUGUGAUAAAAUUGGUGCUGAUGUUAAUGAAAGUAAUUUGAUCAGACUCUCUUAAUUUAUUAGUUUCUUAAUGCGUAGGGAGCGAUAGUAGAAUUGGUAAUAAAUUUUUGAAGACAUCAGUUGGAUUUGGUGGAUCAUGUUUAAAGAAAGAUCUCUUAUGUUUAAUUUAUUUAUGUGAAUCACUAUAAUUGGAUGAAGUAGCACAAUAUUGGAGAUAAGUGUAUUUACUAAAUGAAUUUUAAAAGCAAAGAUUUUAUAAUCUUAUAAUUACAUCUAUGUUUAAUAGUCUAAGAAAUAAAAUUAUUGUUAUUUUGGGAGUAACAUUUAAAGCUAACACCAAUGAUACAAGAGAAAGUGCUUCUUUGAUGAUUAUUCAAAAAUUAUAAGAAGAAUAGGCAAUAUUGAGAAUUUAUGAUCCCUAAGGUAAAAUAGAUAAGUUGGAAUAAUAUUAAAAUUUGGAUGGUAUAUUUUAAGGGGCAUCUGCUAUAGUGAUAUUAACAGAAUGGGAAGAGUAAAAAUGAUAAGAUUAUUAUGAUAGGUUUACAAAAAUAGAUUAUGCUCAAGCUUAUGAUUAAAUGGCCAAACCUUCUUAUUGUUUUGAUGGUAGGAAUUUAUUAUAAGGGGAUAUAAUGAAGUCUCUUGGAUUUUUAUAUUACGGAUUAGGUAGAAUAUGA